GAUAUCUCCAUGAAUGCUUCGUUGCAAGCGACCGGGUUAUGCCAGGGACCAGUGCGAUUGUAGACGUCCUUCGCACUCUCAUACACUCUGGGAGACGAUGACUGUUGGAUAUGAUAUGAUAUAAGGUUGUCGAGGGGCUUCUCCCAGCGACUACUCCUUAUCACCCACUCACUAUGAACUCUGCACUGGAAUUUGUUCAACAGGCGUUCGACUACAUUGUCAUAGGUGGCGGCACGACUGGCCUUGCCCUCGCUUCUUUACUUUCUCUAGACAAGGAUGUUAAGAUAGGAGUCAUCGAAGCAGGACAAAGAAAAGACGAUGAUAACAUUCUAGUUCCAGGAUUGAUUGGAAAAGUCUUGAAUGACCCAGAGUAUGAUUGGAGCUUCCUCACCGUUCCUCAGCCACACGCCAACAAUCGGCGUAUUCCCAUCAACCGAGGAAAAGUCCUCGGCGGAACAUCGGCAUUGAACUACAUGGCAUACUGCCGUGGGUCUCGUGUAGAGCAGAAUGACUGGAAGAAGCUAGGGGUCAAAGGAUGGGGCUGGGAUACUAUAGACAGAGUGACGAAGGCUUCAGAGCGCUGGACACCUCCAGACUCUGAGACGGCCUCUCUUCAUUGGGCGAACAAGGCAGUGAAAAAUCAUGGCCGUCAAGGAUAUGUCAAGACUACUGCAUACAACUAUUAUUAUGACCUCGCCAAGCCAUUUUUUGAGACCAUGAACGAGCUCGGGGUGGCAACUAAUCACUCAGAGGCAUCGGGUGAUCUCAUUGGCGUCUGGACAUACACUGCUUCCAUCGACGCAAAGACAGGCGCUCGCAGCUAUAGCACCAAUGCAUAUUAUGAUAAUGUCUCUCAUCGCCCAAACAUCACGGUCCUCACUGACGCCCUGGUGACCAAAAUUCACCUUCGUAAUGAAGGAGCUGGAAGUCAUUGUGCCACUGGCGUAGAGUUUUUGAAAGAUGGUAGACUCUACACAGUUCAGAGCCGAAAGGAGGUUGUUAUCUCCACAGGCUCGCUUCAAACUCCACAGAUUCUCGAGCUCUCAGGCAUUGGCAACGCCGAAAUCUUGAAUUCCCUCGGCAUCCCUGUCCAGGUGGACCUCCCAGGAGUUGGCGAGAACUUCCAGGACCAUUUCGUCGUCCCAAUGGGUGCCGAACUCACCGGGAAACACCACCUCACCGUCGACGACCUCUCGUCACCUGCAUUUGCCGCUGAGCAAAUGCGCCUCUUCAAGGCAACAGCAACCGGCAUGCUUGGGAGUACCCUGUCUACGCUCGUCUUCAUCCCUGCGCGGCAGUUCAUCGCCCCUACGCGGUUUGCCGAGAUUCUUUCAGCGCUAGAUACCGCUCUCAAAAGCCCUGAAAUUGUCAACUCGCCCUGGAAGAAGUGGUACGAGGUGCAGCGCGACUGGCUCGAGAAUGACGGCGUUGCGCAGCUCGAGAUGAUCCUCUUCCCUUCCUGGACGCACGCCGGCUGCUCUCGAGAGGGUGCGAAGCACUACCAAAUGUCUGUCUUUCUCCAGCACGCAUGGAGUCGAGGAAAUAUCCAUGCAAUAUCUCAAAACGCCGAAGACUACCCUAGAAUCGAUGGCUGCACCUUAGAAUCCCCUGCCGACAUUGAUCUACUCAUGCUUGUUGAAGCCGUGAAGUACGCAUUCAAUGUCAUGCGAACUGGGGCCCUCGGCGCCCUUACUGCUGAAAUCGUCCAGCCUAAGCCAUCUUGGUCCGACGACGAGAUCAAGGAAUUCAUCCGGAAUAACGUCAAGAGUGCCUUCCACCCUAUCGGCACGGCGUCGAUGCUCCCUCGUUCAUCCAACGGCGUUGUGGACGACAAUCUUAAGGUUUAUGGGACCUCAAAUUUACGAGUCGCCGACGCUAGUAUCUUUCCCAUUCAUCUGGGCACGCAUCCGCAAGCAACUCUGUAUGGGCUUGCCCACCGGGCAGCGGAGAUUAUCAACGAAGCGCGCUUGGAGGAGGGAAUACAAGCUCGCCUUUAAUGCACCCUGCAGCCGGGCGUAGCUAAACGUAUGCAGCAUGCUCGAGUGCAAUGGCUACAGCAUGGGCACUGGGCAGGCGUGUAAUGCCAUGUAUUGAAUGCACAAUAAUU
Molecule: messenger RNA, 2107 nt
Organism: Coniophora puteana RWD-64-598 SS2
Lineage: Eukaryota; Fungi; Basidiomycota; Agaricomycetes; Boletales; Coniophoraceae
Product: alcohol oxidase
Exons: 19
Coding region: 174-1997 (607 amino acids)
Molecular function (GO): flavin adenine dinucleotide binding; oxidoreductase activity, acting on CH-OH group of donors
Source: RefSeq, a predicted model, not a curated record